Poecilia reticulata (guppy) is the source of this 3198-nucleotide messenger RNA. The record is from RefSeq and is a predicted model, not a curated record. NCBI's taxonomy places the organism in Eukaryota, Metazoa, Chordata, Actinopteri, Cyprinodontiformes, Poeciliidae.
UCAGUCCCAGCGACAGCAGGACAUUUUGUCUGGCCCCAGUCCGGUCAUUAGAGACCCCGUCUCACAAGCAGUCCAACGGAGACCUGAGGCUGAACCCACACUGGAGGCCCCAGAGCCCGAAGAGUCCCAAAAGCCCCAAGGUUCUGCGGCUGAGUCCCCAGGAAAGCAGUUUAUCGAUGAGGGCCAAGCUGCUGGAGUCGGACAGCAACGAGAACGGAGACGCCAUGGACGACUUCGAGGAGUACCGCCCCCCCACGCCGACCUCGGCCUCCACUCAGAACGGCUCCUCAUCGAAGGACAGCCUCCGCCUCCCCCCCUCCCAGGGAGACUCUGGCAGCGAGGAGGGGGGCUACUCCCCGGCCGGCUCCCCCAUGCCCGAGAGGGGGUUCCUUGGCGGUGCCGUCAAGAACACGCACCGGGCAUUGCUAGGCUGCGGCUCCCUCUUGUCCUCUGUGGCACUGGGUCGGGGCUUGGACGUUCCCCCCAGGGUUCCCCCUCGAACUAACCCUCCCGCCUUGGAGGAACGCUCCUCCUUUGAGCUGGAGAUCUCCCCCCCCAGGCCGCUCAUAACUGACCCCCCUGUGGUGGACGACCUCAUCACCUUCUCCACCUCUGAGCCGCUCCCCAAGCCACUGCUGGAUUUAGCCCUGCAGUACCAGGAGCUGAAGCCGUUGCCCCUGACGCCACCACCGCCCAACCCUCGCGAAAGGUCCGGCCCCCGGACACCGCAGACGCACUACAGCGGCCCGCCGAGCCCGGGGACUCCACUGCAGCAGGACGGCGCUGUCCCGGUGGACUGGACCGCUAGUUCUGGUUCCAGCAACGGAGAGCUGAGCAGCGAGGCCUGGGAGCACCGACCUGACCGCAGGAGGAGGUCCAGCUACGGCCUACACGCCUCCCAGCUGGUUUUAGAUCUCCCCCUAUGCCAAGACACACUGGACUUUGAGGACAAGACCUCCGUACCCUACGCCCUCCACCCCAACCCAGCGCUAUGGAGCCCCAAAACCCGGCGCCUAGAGGUCAGUGUCAUCCCCCGGCCACGCCCGUCUCCCAUCCGGCCCCGCAUCGACCCUUGGAGCUUCAUCUCGGCGGGUGGCGCCAUCUCAGCAGGCGGCCGCAGCCCCAUCCGCACAGACGGCCACGCCCUGGGCUACCAACCCUCGCCCACCAACCCCUUCACCAGCUGCGACCCUUUCCCCUCUCCGGACUGUGACCCCUUUGCCCUCAAGGCGGACCCUUCCAGCAGCUCUGACGGCGCGCCGCCCUUCGACCCGUUCUCCGCUCCGUUCCGGACCUCCCGAUCCGCCCCAUGCUCCGCCAACGGCUCGCCCACGCUGCCCUCGUUCCGCAUCGCACCCAUCAACCCGGCGGACCCGGCCUUCAUGGACCUGGGCUGGGCGGCCUGUGGCAAGCCUCUGGACGUGACCAAAGAGAGAGCCCACCCCCGCAGGACGCUUGGGCUCAAGCCCUUCAAGUCGCCAACGCAACUCAGAGACGAUCGCUUCUGAACCCAAAUCUCAUUCCCAGUCGUGGAUUAUAUGGAAUGCAGACUUCAUCCCAGCUAUACCUGAGUGAGGUUGACCCCGCCCCCAACUUCUUCAAAUUGAGUGUAAUUGGUGUUAAACAUUUCUGCUACGUUUGUGCUGCUCAAAUUUUAAUUAAUGUUAAUAAAUGUUUCUGGUGGUCAUCAAAGGUUAAUCAGCCACUUCACAUUUACAAAAUAAAACAUGUUUCUGAAGUUUUCGAAGAUCAACCAGCCCCUACCACCUCCGCACUAACAAAAUCAAACUGCACUGAUAUAAAUUAAUUGUGCUAUAUUUGUGUCCUGAUUAGUGCAGCUAAAAUUUUAGCAGCACCAAAUUUGACACAGAAUUGUUUUAAUAUUUUAAGUGUGAAAGCAGGGGCUGGGGGAACCUUUUGAUGACUUCGAAAAGUAUCUGGAAACGUUUACCGUUAAUUUGGUAGACGACGUCUGGGGGGGUCUGGUGACCUAGAAAUCUUAAAAAUCACAGCGGCACAAACAAAAAUGAAUACUGCACAAAUGGAACCCUGCUGAUUGAAACCAUAUGUUGUUUGAUUUUGUAAAUGUGGAAUGGCUGGUCGACUUUGUUGGCCUCUGGAAACAUUUAGUAAUAUCUUUUAAAAUAACAGCGGCACAAAUGAAGAUUUUUGCUGCACAAACGUUUGACACCAGUUUUGUUUAAUUUGAAGAAGGUGGCUGUUGUGGGUCAACUUCAAUCAGGUGCCAAUGCAAUUCAGUCCAGGACCAUUUUCACUACUGUUUUUUUUUUUUUUUUUUAGUUUUGUUUGUCUUUGGGACGAAAACUUGGAACCUUUCAAAUUAAAAUCCCACUGAGGGUAGGGAGCUGCAGGCAUUGUAGUUCUUUCUACCCCAGCCUGGUGGUUUGGAGAGCAGAAAGCCAGGGGAAAAGGUGAUACAAUGGAUUGUGGGAUAUCUGCCUGUGAACCAACGGCUGGUGCCAAUUUCAUUUUCCUUUUUCAUUUUUUCCUGGCGUCUCGUCUGUGUUACUGCUGUCCCUUUGAAGGAGCAGAAUCCAGAUCAGCAGCCUCAUCUUGAUCUUCUGUCAUCCUGCUCCUAUCAGCUGCUUUCAUCUCCCCCUGCUGCUUUGAAGCAUUGUGACAAUGCAGAGGUGGAUCAGGCCUUUUUUUUUUUUUUUUUUUUUUUUACAGCUUCAUCCUGCAGACUGAAAGCAGUCAGGACAAUGAAAGAAAAUUGGAGUGCCUUAUUUUGUGAAGUGUUUUUAAUAUAUAUAUAUACAUAUAUAUAUAUAUAUAUCUUAAAGGUUCCCCUGAACCAGUAAAUGGCCCGGGCCAUUUACAGCUGGUGCGUUAGACAAGAUUUGACCUAAAUUUUCCAGAUUGUGUAAGAAAAGAAAAAAAAAAAAAAAUAGAAGAAAAAAAAAUCAAAUGCUUGUGAGUGUGCAUCUGUGUCUCAUUGUUGGAAGAAAGCUUCUUUUCUUUUUCUUUUUACAGUUUUGUUGCUUUAUGGGAGAAUCCACUCGGUAGAUAUUCUAGGCCACUCAUGAAAUCCAAAACGAAAACCGCGACCCGGGCGUUACCCCCCUUCUACUCCCCCCCCACCUUCAGAAGUAGAAAGCAUUCCAGUCACAUUCCUCGGGAAAUGCCAGGGAUUGGACAGAUCCACUGGGCUGGCAGGCGACACGGCGGCCCAGGAAG